AUGGCCGGAUCUUCUGUCGGCCAGACACGCGCCCACGGUGGCCCUUUCCACCACCACCACCAUCAUCAUCAUGAUAAUGUGUACCUGACCUCGACCAACAAGAACGAUGCCGGCGUACGGAUUACAAGGAUCGGCCUGUACUCCAACCUGGGUAUGGCCCUGGUGAAGGGAGGCGGCGGUUACAUGUUCGGAUCCCAAGCCCUCGUGGCCGACGCAUGGCACAGCUUAACGGAUCUGGCGUCCGACAUCCUGACGCUGGCCACUGUGUCAUGGAGUCUCAAGCCCCCGACCGACGCGUUCCCCUCCGGUUUCGGAAAGAUCGAGAGCUUGGGCUCUCUGGGCGUGUCUAGCAUGCUACUCACCGGAGGGCUGUUCAUGUGCUGGAGCAGUCUCGUGACCUUGUACGCGCACUUCUUCUUGGACCCUGCCUCGGCAGCUGAGACCAUUGCCCACAUGCACCACGGCCACAGCCACGGUCACGGUCACGAUCAUGGCCAUGGCGCCCCAAGUCUACACGCAGCCUGGCUGGCCGCUGGAACUGUGGCUAUCAAGGAAUGGCUAUACCGUGCGACCAUGAAAGUCGCACGCGAACGGAAAUCAUCCGUCCUAGCCUCCAACGCCGUCCAUCACCGAGUCGACGGUCUGACGGGGAUCGUGACGCUAGCCGUGGUCCUGGGCGCGAACAUGCUCCACAACGCCGCAUGGCUUGACCCCGUGGGCGGCCUGCUCAUCUCGCUGCUGGUCAUCAAGGCCGGCGCCGAGAACACGGUCAGCGCGCUGUACGAGCUGGCCGACCGCAGCAUCGACGACGAGAUCAAGGGGUCCGUGCGGAAGAACGUGCAGAGGAGCCUAGAGGCGCAGGGCGCGCGGCGCGAUGUCGAGGUCCGGGACGUCUCGGGCGUCAAGUCGGGGCAGAACUACCUGGUCGACGUCGAGCUGGCCGUGCCGGGCGACUGGACGGUGGAGCAGGUGCGGGAGGUGGAAGAGGCGGUCCGGACGCAGUUGGGGUCCAAGGUCCGGGGCGUGCGGAAGGUAAGGGUGCGAUACGUGCCCAAGGACGCGCCGGUUGCGCGCAAGUUUGACGAGUACAUCCCGGGCAAUGUCAGCCCGAGGGAGAGCCCGGAACCCGAAGACGAGCACGACCACGACCACGAUCACGACCACGACCACCACGAGCAGAAUGGACACAGCAAGAGCAACGGACAUGAUAAGCAUUCGUAA
Messenger RNA from Sodiomyces alkalinus F11, 1221 nucleotides. RefSeq lists its product as hypothetical. NCBI's taxonomy places the organism in Eukaryota, Fungi, Ascomycota, Sordariomycetes, Glomerellales, Plectosphaerellaceae. Gene Ontology annotation, molecular function: monoatomic cation transmembrane transporter activity. Gene Ontology annotation, cellular component: membrane. The record is from RefSeq and is a predicted model, not a curated record. Gene Ontology annotation, biological process: monoatomic cation transport; transmembrane transport. The transcript has 2 exons. Bases 1 to 1221 code for a protein of 406 amino acids.